AUGUCUGCGACGAUUUGUGACGGUUGUCAAAGACUGGUGCCGAUGCUUGACAACUCAACUGACUCUGACGUUUUGCUGCGCCUCAUCACAUUCGUGGCGAACCUUUGCUCUGCUGUGAAGCGACUCCGCGUCACACCUGCUGACAUCCCGCCAAUGGAUAAAGUCGCAUCCCCCGAAACCAUGUAUGCGCGUAUUUACGGAGUCGCUGUAUUCGACAGAUUGCAAGACAAGGUUCGGGUUGUGAGUCGGUUCAACGCCUGCGAGGAAAUCCGCUUUCACGCCAACAGGAUCAUUGACGCGUUCCGGGAAGAAGGAGAAAAAUGAAGGCGUCGCAUUUUCUUUGUUGUUGGAGUCGAAUGCAGGCGAUUCGAGGGUCAUUUCCACACGCUAGUCUCUCUAUCUUUCUCGAGGUAGACGAUUGUUAGGAAAAUGUUUCUGCGUCAUUUCGUGUGACGAAUUUUUUCGGAUUUGUUAUGCGAGAAUGGGUGGCAUUGAAUCAUCGCGUUGGAAGUUCAUCAAUUCAAGAGUGUCCACUACAGGGGUAUUCAAGCUCUGCUAGACUUGAGAAAACAGGGAAUAUUUCGAAGGAGUUAUAAAGGUAUAAAAUAAAUUGUUUUGACAAUUUUUGGGAGCCAGUAAUCGAUAUUCUUCACUCCGGGAAAAUUUGAUUUUUUUGUUGGAGGAAAAUUCAGUAUGACUCAUUUAUUAACAGACGACGGAGAGACAAAAAGUUUUUCUCUGGACGCCAUAAUUUUCAAUGCUCAUAUCUCUUUAUUUGGAUGAACAUUAAUCUUGAAUUAAUCGAUAUUCUGCACUCCGGGGAAGGAAGUGGUAUCUUUCUUCUUUUUUUUUCGUGCAAACUUCACUGUGACUCAUUUACUGUAUUAACAGACAACGGAGGAGCAAAAAGUUUUUUUCUCAGGAUGCCAUCAUUUUUCAUGCUCUUAUCUCUUUAUUUGGAUGAGCACUAAUAUUUUGUCUUGAGGGUGGUGUCACUAAUUUAUUUCCUGUUUUUGAAUCCCCUGCCAGAUUCCUUCUCCCAUUGGACGAAUCAUUUCCCCGAUCUUCUUUCCUGCGCAGAUUACUCGCAGCCAAGAUUUUGUUGUUGCUCGUUCGCGUCGUUGCAUUUUGCAUUAACGCGAACAUAAUAUUUGUAUGCUCAAAACUGUUGGAAAUAUUUCCGAUUUUGCAAAUUUGGCAGAGCUGGAAUCACCCUGUACUUUAGGGAAGAUCCUUUCCAGUGUGUGGUUAGGGUUUGAUUGAAAAACAGUCGCGAAAAACUGUAGUUCAAAGAAUACUUUGUAGUUGCGGAUUUAUUUGUUGAGCUUCUUUUCUAUCUACGUUUUAGUUUCCCUCGGAAUGAAUUUUUUGAGCGCAGCAUUUUUUCGUCAUUUUACAGCUUAUGAAUCGCUGAGCAUAGAGUUUUCGGUUUCAUUCUUUCGUCAUAGUUUUUGGCGAAGCUGAAGUUGCUGAUACUUCGUGGAUGAUUUAUUAAGAAAGAAUAAUUGUGUAAUGCCUUCGAUUUUAUCGACUUCGUCUGUAAUUGUUGAGCUUGAUGCCUUUUUGUGUUCUAUUCGAUAAUCUGCGGAGAUUUCAUUCUGACCAGCACAUUAUUUUCUUAGUCACUUCGAACAUGUUUAAAAAUCUGGAGCUGAUUAUUUUCCGUGAAAAAAUAUCUGGUAGCUAUUUCUUUGAAUUUUCCGUGCGAAUCCUGCGAAAUUGUUGAAAAUGUUCUGCGACGAUUUGUGACGUCUGUUAAGUAUGAUUUGACGCCAGAAAUUUGUUGCUCUCUUUUUUGAGCAGUCCCAAGCAUCAACUCUUGCCUCAAACAGCCAACAUUCCCAGAAAGAAUUCAUGUCUGGUCAUUUUAAAUGUGCCAUCAUUCUCUCAGUUUGGAGUCCAAGUGCCACUGAUGAAAUAUUCCAGGGUAAAUUCGUGUUCUGUUUUUCUCUUCCACGCAACAGCUAAACCUCACUUUUUGUUUUUUUCAUUAUAUGCUGAACUGUUGAAUUUAGUUGAGAAAUACACGCUGUUGUCCAGUGUGCAGUGAUGUGUCAUGAAGCAGAUCUCGGCAUUAACGGUCUGAUCUUCAACGAAAGAAACACUUUCAAAAUCGGCAGUCGUUGUAGGAACUUGAGGAGAGAUUGCAGUUUUGCGAUAAAAAAAAACCAAGGUGCAAUCUUUAAAAAAAAAAGAACCUGGUGUCAUGCAUAAACGGUUGGAUGAAAUUGUUACCCGUCGCGUUGAUGACGAGCUUGCUGGUGCAAUGUUGCAAGAAGAAAAAAACUAAGGGUUCUUCGUUUGAAUAUAUUCGUUUUGGAAGAUA
This is a messenger RNA of Notodromas monacha, 2326 nucleotides long. Lineage: Eukaryota; Metazoa; Arthropoda; Ostracoda; Podocopida; Cyprididae. The record is from the annotation of a GenBank genome assembly.